CUCUCCUCUUUCACUCACUCUCUCUCUCACACACACACACACUCCACCUUUAUAACAACCAUUCAAUCCCUCCAACUUCCCCUCAUUUCCUCUCGAAUUUUCACACUAACUUAUUUCAGAACACAUUUUUGUGUCUGUAUUUGAUUUUCUCGAUCAAAAGCUAUGAAAUUCGGGAAAAGUUUAAGCAAUCAAAUAGAAGAAACGUUACCGGAAUGGAGGGACAAGUUUUUGUCUUAUAAGGAUUUGAAGAAAAAGCUUAAGCUGAUUGAGCCGAAGAAACCGGCGGCGGCGGCGGCUGAUGAGGAUGUUAGGGUUGCUAAGAAGAUGAAAUUAGCUGCCGGAGAUUUUGAUAGCUCACAAAAGGUGCCGAUGACUGAAGCUGAAGUUGAUUUUGUGAAUUUGUUGGAAGAUGAGCUCGAGAAAUUCAAUUCCUUCUUCGUUGAGAAGGAAGAAGAGUAUAUCAUUACGUUAAAGGAGUUGCAAGAUAGAGUUGCAAAGGCCAAGCAUCGUAACGAUGAGAUUAUAAAGAUUCGCAGGGAGAUAGUAGACUUCCAUGGGGAGAUGGUUUUGCUGGAAAAUUACAGUGCCCUUAACUAUACUGGGCUCGUGAAGAUACUCAAGAAGUAUGACAAAAGGACCGGUGCUCUUCUUCGCUUGCCCUUCAUUCAGAAGGUCUUGCAACAGCCCUUCUACACGACUGAUUUGCUUUACAAGCUUGUGAAGGAAUGUGAGAAUUUAAUUGAUCAUCUAUUCCCUGUCAUUGAUGCCCGAUGUAUGACUGAUGAAGCUGAUGGAAAUGAACCUUCGACUAGUGGCGAUGGUCUACUUAGAGCCCCAAAGGAGCUGACAGAGAUAGAGUAUAUCGAAAGCUUAUACAUGAAGAGCACCAUAUCUGCUUUAAGAUCUUUAAAAGAAAUUCGAAGCAAGAGCUCUACUGUCAGUGUUUUCUCAUUGCCCCCAUUGCAAAUUAGUGGACCAGAAGACACUUGGAAAAAAGUUCCAAUCUUAGAACAAGUUGCAAAAUAAUCUAACUAUAUACGGACAGUUAUUUCGGCCCCCUUAAAUGUUCUCUUAUGUACUAGUAUUAUUUUUCCUUUUCGGGUCUGAUGAAUGCAUAUGUUAUGCAAUGUAUUAGAUACUAAUUAACACAGAUAUUUAAAAUGCACAAAUUUAAUCUCAAAGAGUGUUUGAUGAACUCUUCUGGUUAA
Molecule: messenger RNA, 1208 nt
Organism: Nicotiana attenuata
Lineage: Eukaryota; Viridiplantae; Streptophyta; Magnoliopsida; Solanales; Solanaceae
Product: SPX domain-containing protein 1-like
Exons: 3
Coding region: 163-1026 (287 amino acids)
Biological process (GO): cellular response to phosphate starvation
Source: RefSeq, a predicted model, not a curated record